Messenger RNA from Manihot esculenta (cassava), 2739 nucleotides. Its product is annotated as serine/threonine-protein kinase BLUS1. The transcript is spliced from 22 exons. The record is from RefSeq and is a predicted model, not a curated record. Gene Ontology annotation, biological process: protein phosphorylation. The coding region runs from base 335 to 2428 and encodes 697 amino acids. Lineage: Eukaryota; Viridiplantae; Streptophyta; Magnoliopsida; Malpighiales; Euphorbiaceae. Gene Ontology annotation, molecular function: ATP binding; protein serine/threonine kinase activator activity; protein kinase activity.
GUAUGGGGCAAAAGUUUGAGUGGCUACCCGAUAGCUCCGCUUUCUCUCAUAUUUCACAGGGAACGCCAAUGCCGUCUGCCUCAUCAAUGCUCCAUCUCCUCUCUCUCUGUUUUACUUUCCUUUCUUUUUACUUCUAUGUGGCUCUCUCUUCAUAUCUCUCCUGCAUGUGAAUCAUUUGUUUUUUUCCUCAGCUAAUUAAUAUAAUUAUAGAUAUACGAUCAUCUCAUUCCGUAUAAUUUGCCUGGGUUUCAGAUUCCUCCAUCGUCUUUGAGCUGCAGAGUUUGAGACUGCUGUCGCUAAUUGUGUGUUUUCUUUGUUUUGUGUGUUGAGAGUAAUGGAGAAGAAGAAGUAUCCUAUUGGGCCGGAGUUUUACAUUCUGAAUGAGGAGGUUGGGCAAGGUGUAAGUGCUGCGGUUCAUCGGGCGUUGUGUAUUCCCUUUGAUGAGAUUGUUGCAAUCAAGAUUCUUGAUUUUGAACGUUAUAACUGUGAUCUGAAUAACAUUUCUCGUGAAGUGCAAAUAAUGAUCUUGAUUGAGCAUCCAAAUGUUGUCAAAUCACAUUGCUCCUUUGUUAACGACCAUAACCUUUGGGUUGUUAUGCCAUUCAUGGCUGGAGGUUCUUGUCUUCACAUAUUGAAAGCUGUUUAUCCAGAUGGUUUUGAAGAAGUGGUGAUUGCAACAAUACUACGUGAGGUGCUGAAGGGCUUAGAGUAUCUUCAUCAUCAUGGGCACAUACAUCGAGAUGUUAAAGCGGGAAAUAUUCUCAUGGAUUCACGCGGUGCUAUUAAGUUGGGAGAUUUUGGUGUUUCUGCUUGCAUGUUUGAUUCAGGUGAUAGACAACGCAUGAGGAAUACAUUUGUGGGGACGCCUUGUUGGAUGGCACCUGAGGUCAUGGAGCAGCUACAUGGAUAUGACUUCAAAGCUGAUAUUUGGUCAUUUGGGAUAACUGCAUUAGAGCUUGCUCAUGGGCAUGCUCCAUUCUCAAAAUAUCCACCAAUGAAGGUAUUACUUAUGACUUUGCAAAAUGCACCACCUGGCCUAGAUUAUGAAAGAGACAAAAAAUUCUCUAAGUCUUUUAAGCAGAUGAUAGCUAGUUGCUUGGUAAAAGAUCCUUCAAAAAGACCAUCUGCAAAAAAGUUGUUAAAACAUUCUUUUUUUAAGCAAGCUAGGUCAAGUGACUAUAUAUCAAGAACACUUUUGGAGGGAUUACCUUCCCUUGGUGAUCGUAUUAAGGAAUUGAAGAGAAAAGAAGAGGAUAUGCUUGCACAAAAGAAGAUGCCGGAUGGGCAGAAGGAGGAAAUAUCUCAGAAUGAAUACAAGCGAGGAAUCAGUGGUUGGAACUUCAAUCUCGAAGAUAUGAAGGCUCAAGCUUCUCUGAUACAAGACGUUGAGUACUCUUUGGCUGAUAAUAAUCUGGGAGGAAGCUCAAGUUCCUUUGUUGCACUUGAUUCACUUGAGAAGCAAUUAGACCCUCGACACUCUUCCUUAGGACAAAUUGCAGAGAUGGAUGAUAAUAAUCCGAUACAAAAUCAAUCCACUCAUCUUCCAUUAUUCAACUCAUCUAUAAAUAUUGCAAGAACUAGAAGUGAAAAAUCUGACGAUGAAUUUAGUAUAACAAGUCCACGUCAUGAACAAUAUGUUUCACAUAUUUCAUCACCACUUGAUGAUAGUGUGGAAAACAAUGCAUCUAUUUUUGAGAUCAAUGGAAAAUCAAUGGAAGACACAGCUUCUCAACAAAAAACAGGAGGUUCAUUGGGUCGCUCCAAUUUACCAGAAAAUUUAAUACCUUCUAAUAAAGGAGAAAGAAUUUCCAGUGAUAAGUUGUUGAAUCAACCACAAAAUAAUUCAAGUCUAGAAGGCGAAGAUGUACUUUAUGAAAUUCCUCCUAAACCAUCUAAAUUAUCAGCUCCAAACAAUGAUGAACUUGAUGAGAAAGCAAAACCACCAGUUGUUCAGCAAAAGGGACGUUUCAAAGUGACUUCAGAGAAUGUGGGUAUAGAAAAGGUGGGUCCAAUUCCAAUAUUGCACAAGAGUCAUAGCAUGCAGGUUUUGGACCAAACCAUGACUGGGUCUAAUGUCCAGGUGCUUCAUCAACAUUCUAUAGUGUCUGUACCACCAACAUCUGAUGCAACACCAUCAACUUUUUCUGGUCAUUUUCUAUUUCCAAUGUUGAAUUCUAUUUUGCAAACAAAUAUUCUUCAAAGGGAUACUAUCCUUAAUCUAAUGAAGCAAGUUUCUGAGAGUUCAGCCAAUCGGGCAAUUGAUGGAGGAUCCACACCGAUACACAUAAAUUCUAUAGAGAGAUCUUUGCUAGAAGCAUCUCAUGAUAGGGAGAAAGAGUUGCUUCAUGAUAUAACCGAGUUGCAGUGGAGGCUUAUACGUGUUCAAGAUGAACUCCAAAAAAAUAGAACAGAAAAUGCUCAGGUAUGAUUUUCGUGUUGAACUCGUAGCCUGAUGAAAUACAAUUUACACAAAUAGAAUUAGAAAGAGCAAAGAAAAUAGAGGCUGAUCAAGAGGCACAUGAUUAAAUAUUGAUAGCUCAUUGUUCUUUGUAGCAUAUGUAUAGAUUUGGUUUAUUAUGCUUUAGGCAUAAGAAGAAUCAAAACUUAUAGUUAUUGUCCAAUUCUGACUUACCAAAGAUAAUAUUAUAAAUUGUAAAUGUCUGAUAUCCAUUCUUCUCCAAGACAACUUGGUUGCUGUAAAUAUAUCUUGAUUUUUAAUAGUAGUACUCAUAUUCUAUA